Messenger RNA from Mya arenaria, 1644 nucleotides. RefSeq names its product proteasome subunit beta type-5-like. Gene Ontology annotation, molecular function: threonine-type endopeptidase activity. Gene Ontology annotation, cellular component: proteasome core complex. Lineage: Eukaryota; Metazoa; Mollusca; Bivalvia; Myida; Myidae. Bases 21 to 857 code for a protein of 278 amino acids. The record is from RefSeq and is a predicted model, not a curated record. The transcript has 7 exons.
UUCAUUUCGUUACAGAAAAGAUGGCGCUAGCUGAAGUUUGCGGAUUCAACGAUCAGUCGAUUCGACCCGGUCUUUUUUCUUUCAACAGAAAUCCAAACCCUAACGAACUAAUUAGAGAUGCACAAGUAGGGUCGAAUCAGUUUUCUAUGCCAUACAACUACGACCCAGUUGAGAAUCUCCAACACUUUCAACAAUCCGACAGUAAGGUGAAGAUACACUUUGACCAUGGUACAACAACCCUGGCCUUCAAGUUUCAACAUGGUGUUGUGGUGGCUGUUGACUCAAGGGCCACGGCUGGACCUUACAUUGCAUCCCAGACAGUAAAGAAAGUCAUAGAGAUCAAUCCAUACCUUCUGGGCACAAUGGCUGGAGGAGCAGCUGAUUGUUCUUACUGGGAGAGAGUCCUCGCUAAACAGUGCAGAAUCUAUGAGUUACGAAACAAGGAGAGGAUAUCUGUGGCUGCAGCCUCGAAACUCCUGGCUAACAUGGUCUACAACUAUAAGGGAAUGGGCUUGUCCAUGGGAACAAUGAUUGCUGGCUGGGACAAAAAAGGGCCAGGAUUGUAUUAUGUUGACAGCGAUGGCGAACGUCUCACAAAUAACCUGUUCUCUGUCGGCUCCGGUUCCGUGUACGCUUACGGUGUUCUAGACUCAGGAUAUCGCUGGGACCUGGGAGUCCAAGAGGCACUGGAUCUCGGACAGCGGGCAAUCUACCAUGCUACAUUCAGGGAUGCAUACAGUGGUGGCGUUGUCAACCUAUACCACAUGAAGGAGACUGGUUGGGAGUUUAUAUCUCGCACAGACACAGCCGAGCUGCAUUACAAGUUCCAGGAGGAAAAAGCCGCCAGAAAGAAAUAGAACCAUGUGAAAGUUUAAACCUUGUUUUGUGCUAACUGUACUCAUGUGAUUUCGUCAUCUUCAAGAAUAGAAAUGACCAUCUUAAAAAAAAAUGUACUGAAUCUAUUCAUUUUCUCCAUGAAGAUGUGAUAUUUAUAUACAGACAUAGACUCUCACCAUCGUUUUCAUCAUUUCUGUUAUUCGUCAUUGAUGAUGUCCUUCGAAAGGCUACCAGAAAGAGUGCAUUAAUUUGUUGAGAAAAAAUUAUUUGGGGGGAAUGUCUUUAAAGAUUAACGCUCACAGAUUGUCAGUUUUGACACUUCUUAUUUUAAGUCUCAGAAUCGGCUGAUUUGGGCAUCAAUGGUUUAAAUUCAGAAAUAAUAGAUAACUCACAAAAGAACAAAUCUCAAUAUUUGGUAAAUUGCCGAAAAAGUCAUUUUUGCCUUAAAGCGUUAAUCACGGCGAAACAUUUGUGUAAAAAUUGGCUCAUUCAGAGACAAAAAAAUAUAGUUGUCAAAUUGAUCAAUCUGCAGCUUUAAGAAGAAAAAAUAAUUGGUGCGACUGUGAUCAGACUUUAUGGAGCAUCAAUAAUUCGAGAUAACAAAACAUAACUAUCAUUGAAUUAAUUUUUGCUCUUCUUCAAAAGUAAAGCAAUUAAGUGCUUUUAAUAUUCUGUCAUCAGAUAAAUAUAUAUGAAUCUGCCAACAACAGUAAUAUGGAAGUGCAACUUUCAAUCUUAAGCUGAGAGUGAAAUUGGAAUUGAAUGAAAAUGUUAUUUAUGUUUUUGUCAAUAAAAACAUGAACUUCU